CAGCUUGCUCGACGGCCCCAAAUGCCGGUCAACAAGAUCACUGGCAUUCCAACACGCUCCUACUGAGACAAACCAGCAUCUCACUUCUUCAAAGUACCUACACCAGAUCAAACUCUUCUCUUCAACAUGAAGUCCUUCGCCUCUGCUCUCGCUGUCAUCAGCGUCUUCUUGUCCUCCGCUCUAGCCACACCUAUCGAGGCUACGACCGAGGCCGCCGAGGCUGUGAGCGUGUCGGUCUCCUACGAUACUGUCUACGAUGUCGGCACCCAAUCCAUUGACACCGUCUCCUGCUCCAACCUGAACUACGCUACAUUCGCCGAUAUCCCGGGAUUCCCCAACAUCGGGGGUGCGCCCACCGUCUCGGGCUACGGCAGUCCCAACUGUGGCCAGUGCUACCAGCUAACCUACGGCACCACCUCCAUCUACGUGACGGCGAUUGAUGCCGCCCCCGGUGGCUUCAACAUCGCCCAGGCUGCCAUGAACAGCCUGACCGGCGGCCAGGCAGUUCAGCUGGGUCGCGUCACGGCGACUUACACCGAAGUCGAUUCCUCGCUCUGUGCAUGAGCAAUCGCAUGUACAUGUUGUUAUCUGCAUGGUAAUCAACGAGUGAUGCAGGAUAUGUCGUUAUGUUUCGGGUUUAAUGUCUUUUGAAUACUCUAAUACUAGUAAUGUCAAAUAUUUGCAGGAAACUAGUCUACAAUGGUACCAUUCACGUGAUCACGGAGGGAAG
Molecule: messenger RNA, 730 nt
Organism: Aspergillus saccharolyticus JOP 1030-1
Lineage: Eukaryota; Fungi; Ascomycota; Eurotiomycetes; Eurotiales; Aspergillaceae
Gene: aspf13
Product: allergenic cerato-platanin Asp F13
Exons: 1
Coding region: 127-564 (145 amino acids)
Source: RefSeq, a predicted model, not a curated record